UUUUUCAAAGAUAGCAUCAGGUGGCGUUUUAAUGGAAAACAAACAAAAUGGAGCUAAAUAUGCAGAUGAUAGAAGAAAAUCAAAGGGCGGCUGGCUUUGGUGGCUGCCAGUUUUAGUCUUUGCUGCUAUUGUUCUAACUAUGAGUGUUCUCACUAUAUUAAAAUUUGUUCAUCACUUGAAGAGAUCUCUAAGUCCUCAUCGUCCUCAAAAAGUCAUUCAAAAAUAUGCUGAUGCUCUUGAAAUCGCCAUGCAAUUCUUCGACGUACAGAAGUCUGGAAAGUUGGUGAAUAAUAAUAUUGCAUGGAGAGGGGACUCGGGUUUACUAGAUGGGAGUCAAGAGAGUUUGGAUCUAUCAAAAGGGUUAUAUGACGCUGGUGAUUUGAUCAAGUUUGGAUUUCCCAUGGCUUUCACUGCAACAAUGUUGUCAUGGGGGAUUCUUGAAUAUGGUAAUCAGAUGAAUGCACUGAAACAACUUGGCCAUGCCCAGGAUUCACUUAAAUGGAUCACUGAUUAUCUUAUCAAUGCCCAUCCAUCUCCAAAUGUGCUCUACAUCCAGGUUGGUGAUGCUAAAUCAGACCACGAUUGUUGGGAAAGACCUGAAACAAUGUCGGAAAUGAGGCCUCUCACACAGGUUAAUGCAUCAUUCCCAGGGACAGAGGUUGCAGCCGAAACCGCUGCAGCUAUGGCAUCAGCAUCUCUUGUUUUCAAGAAGAGAAACGGCACUUAUUCUGAUCAGCUCCUUGUGCACGCACAACAACUUUUUACUUUCGCUGAUACUUAUAGAGGUUCUUACAGCAUCAGUCUGCCUCAAGUCCAGGAGUACUACAACUCAACAGGCUAUGGAGAUGAACUCUUAUGGGCAGCUGGUUGGCUCUAUUAUGCAACUGGAGAUCACGCAUAUCUCAAUUAUGUAACUGAACUAAAUGGGCAAGAAUUUGCAAAUUGGGGAAGUCCUACUUGGUUUAGUUGGGAUGACAAGCAUGCUGGAGUUCAGAUUUUGUUAUCAAGGAUAAAUUUAUUUGGUGCAAAAGAGGUCUCAGACACAGAGAAUCUUGAUAUCCAGGUGUACAGGAAAACUGCUGAGGCUAUUAUGUGUAGACUUCUGCCUGAUUCUCCUACAGCCACUUCCAGCAGAACUGACAGUGGCCUAAUUUGGAUUGUACAGUAUAACAGUCUUCAGCAUGCUGUGGCUUCUGCAUUCCUUGCUGUUCUUUACAGCGAUUACAUGCUUACUUCCCGCACUGAAACAUUAUAUUGCAGUGGAAAAUCCUACCUGCCGGAUGAUCUUCGCAAUUUUGCCAUUUCCCAGGCAGACUAUUUGUUGGGGGAAAAUCCAAUGAAUAUGAGCUAUCUCGUUGGAUUCGGAAGUAACUACCCUUUAUACUUACACCACAGAGGAUCUUCGAUUCCAGCUUAUGCUGAUACUGGCUGUAAAGAUGGGUUCAAGUGGCUUUACUCUAAAAAUCCUAAUCCGAAUGUAGCUAUGGGAGCAUUUGUUGGCGGUCCUUUCCUAAAUGAAUCAUAUAUAGAUAUUCGAAACAACUCGAUGCAAGGCGAACCAACUACUUAUAACAGUGCACUUCUCGUUGGCCUCCUCUCUGGCAUAGUUACUACCUCUUCAGUGGUUAAAUCAUUCUAGAUGAUCAAUAUAGUCUAGUACCUCUGUACUAAAUUAGAAAAGUGCCGCCUUUCUAGCUACUUUAUUAGAUAAAAGAUUGAACUUGAUUAAUUGACAUGGGGAAGAGCACUCACUCCCUAUAAACA
Molecule: messenger RNA, 1764 nt
Organism: Pistacia vera
Lineage: Eukaryota; Viridiplantae; Streptophyta; Magnoliopsida; Sapindales; Anacardiaceae
Product: endoglucanase 24-like
Exons: 6
Coding region: 32-1639 (535 amino acids)
Biological process (GO): carbohydrate metabolic process
Molecular function (GO): hydrolase activity, hydrolyzing O-glycosyl compounds
Source: RefSeq, a predicted model, not a curated record